UAGCUGGUAUUAGGAGAAUAGCCUAGGGCCGCUUGCUGUACAGUAAGGGUGAAAUUUGGUGAGCGAAAGUGACCCUGGUGGGGGCGUCGCGGCCACUACAAAACCGGUGCGUGUCAACAGGUCAGCAUCAGUCGCUCAAGCUUCCCCUGAACAGCCAAACAAUCCACCAACAUGCUCGCAGCCAGGACCUUCUUGCUGGCAGCUAUGGUGUGCGUGGCCAGGGGUGAGGCCCCGUCCACGGCGUACCAAGUGCCUACGAAUUCCUACCAGGUUCCCGCUCAAGCCCAAGCCCAGGCUCAGGCUAGUGCCCAGGCCCAGGACCAACUUUAUACCAUCUACGAGGUGCCGCAGCAGACCUACGAGGCUCCCGCCCAGUCUCAAGCUUCCGUAGCCCAAACCUACGAGGCUCCCGCCCAAAACUACGCAGCCCCCGCCCAAUCUCAGGCCAGCGCUCACACCUACGCUGCACCCGCUCAAGCCUAUGAAGCUCCCGCUCAGACAUACUCAGCUCCCGCUCAGACAUACUCUGCUCCAGCUCAGACAUACUCUGCUCCCGCUCAGACCUACUCUGCUCCCGCCCAGACUUACUCUGCCCCCGCGCCAACUUACGAAGCCCCUGCCCAGACAUACGAAGCUCCCGCCCAAACCUAUGGUGCCCCCGCCCAGACAUACGAAGCUCCCGCCCAAACCUACGGUGCCCCCGCUCAGACAUACGAAGCUCCCGCCUCAACCUACGCUCCCGCACAGCCAACCUACGCUCCCGCUGAGGAGUACGGCACUCCCGCUGAGACUUACGAAGCUCCUGCUGAGUCGUACGGUCCUCCUGCCGAAACAUAUGAAGCUCCUGCCGCCACCUACGCUCCCGCUCAGGAAUACGGCGUUCCCGCCUACGAGCAUGUUGAGGUGAAACAUAAGAUCGUCCCCGUCUACCACAAGGUGGCCGUGCCUGUCAAGAAACCCGUUCCGGUGCCCGUUCUCAUCCCCAAGUUCCCCAAGAAGAUCCUCAAGAAGUUCCCCAAGAAGAAGCUGAUCAAGAAACUCAUUGUUAAGAAGCUGGUGAAGAAGGCUCUGGUCGCCAAGGCUGCAGGCGUCGCCGGCGCCGGUAUCGUCGGCGCUGGUCUCCUUGGUGCUGCUGUUCUCGGCUAAACGACUGUAUUCCAUUAAUUAGAUUUAGAAUUUAGAGCAACAAUUUUUUAUUGUUGUUGAAAUUUACAAAAACCCAAAAACCACUGUCAUGAUAAACAAUAAAUUUUGUAUAUAAAACU
This is a messenger RNA of Neocloeon triangulifer, 1265 nucleotides long. Its product is annotated as DNA-directed RNA polymerase II subunit RPB1-like. Gene Ontology annotation, cellular component: RNA polymerase II transcription regulator complex. Gene Ontology annotation, biological process: positive regulation of transcription by RNA polymerase II. The record is from RefSeq and is a predicted model, not a curated record. Gene Ontology annotation, molecular function: transcription coactivator activity. Lineage: Eukaryota; Metazoa; Arthropoda; Insecta; Ephemeroptera; Baetidae. Bases 172 to 1146 code for a protein of 324 amino acids. The transcript has 3 exons.